CGACAAACAGGCAGAGAAGCGCGAUUGCAGAUUCGAAGAGCAGGUUGACGGUUUUACGACAAACAGGUGAUGGCGUUUUGUAAACAGUUAACUUUUAGAAGAAGUCGCAUAGUUAUCUGCUUAGUAUGUUUUUUAUUAUGCAUUCAAGUAUUGAAUUUGGCAUUAUUUCAUCGUAUGGAUUCGAAGAAAACAAACAGUAGAACAGGAACGGAUUUAUUAAGGAAUAUAUUAGAAACCAUUUCUUCAAAAACUGUGAUGGAUACUAGUGGCUUAUAUCAAAUCGUAAAGGAUGUUAUUAGUCGAAAUCGUUCAGUUAGUUUGAAACAGAAAUUGACUAUAGUCACUCAUUGUUCAGCUGACGAUUUACAUUAUAUAAUCGAUUUAACAAGACAUUGGAAAGGGGAAGUUUCUAUAUCAAUUUUUGCCUUAGAUGGAAAAUUAGCGAAUUUGGUUAGGAAUCUAGUUAAUAUCUUCUAUUGUUACAAUAUGGUAAAUGUAAACUUUCAUAUUGUCUUCCCCUUACCCACAAGAACUGUUAUUUUGACGGAUGUUGAUGAAUUCUUCCCAAAUUGCACUCUACCAGUUAGGCUGGAAAGGACAAGUCGAUAUUCUAAACUUCUUUAUCCAACCAAUUUACUCCGAAAUGUCGCCUUAUCUAGCGUGUCGUCGGAAUUCUUUCUUAUGAUCGAUGAUUCGACCCUGCCAAAUUCUGAUUUGUACUCCCAUUUUCGGUCAGAAAUAGAUAAGGGUUUCUUGUCUAAAACAGCCUAUAUCUUGCCUUCUUUUGAAGGAGACAAAAAUUUAAAUGUACCGACAUCCAAGGCUGAAUUAAAUCGUCAUUGGUUGGCCGGUCGAGUACGGCCUUAUGGCGUUAGAAAAUGUUGGGAUUGGGAAAAACCGACUGACUAUCAGAAGUGGAGAACGGCUAAUAAAUCUUACGAGGUCAAUUGGCAGUCCAUGUGGAGACCUUCUUUUAUUGCUAGAAAGAGCGAGACUCCCAGGUUCGACGAGAGAUUUUUUCAAUAUGGCUUUAAUAGAAUCAGUCAGUUGAAUCAGAAGAGCGUAUCAUGUGAUAUUAUGAGAAAGAGACAGAGAGACAAAGACAGAAAAGAGAUGGAAGAAAAGGGCGUAACAAUUUAAUAGAUCUAUAAAAAGCCUAUUUAUAAAAUUUUCGAGUGUAGCAGUUGUUUUCACGAGAAAAAAAAUCUGCAAACAACCUCUAGUUAAUCAGAAUUAUCAAUGAGAUGAUGUUCAAUACUAUUGCAUAGUAAUUAGGUAAUUAGUAUGCGCAGAUCGGACAAAUCAGUAAUUAAAUAUACUUCAUAUUUAUUCGUUUAGGAAAACUUAUUGGAAAGCAGAAAUAUUCGAUAAUCAAUUGAAAUAAAUGAAUAUUUAAAUAAAUUUAGAUAAGAUUUUCCAUUUUUUGAAGCAGUAUUCAAACUAACUUCGGUAUUAUUGAUUCCUCAUGGGAAUAUUGGAUACCAAUCAGUCUGAUUGCAUAUUUUCUUUCUUAUAUACAUCACAAACAAAUGGUGGAAUAACAACAGCAAAUACCAUUAGGGUCAUAAACAGUUUUUAAUAUUGGUAAAUAUGGAAAAUUUAUUAAUGGAAGGGAAAAAAAUUUAUUCCAGACACGUAGUGAAUAUUAAACGCUAUUUAUACCGUAAACUGGAAUGCCUUUAAGCAGACGACAUAUGGAUGAGAAUUCUUUUCCCGCCAAUUUCUUUAAAUUGGAUUGUUUCUCUAUUUUCGAACAUUUUAUAAGAGUUAAAAGUUUCUGGUAUAUCAUUACUUCUUUAGGAUUAUUUCUUAUAUGAAUGACAAAAAAAGACAAACUUAUUUCCCAGGAUAGAAAACAGUCGGCUGUCCGUCUCCAAUUAAGAGCAGCAUUUGACAUGAAGAGAUGCAAAGCCUCAUUAUGCAGUGGACUGUGCUCGGCUCUUUUUCCCCAUUCUCUUCUCUUUCUCUCCGCCCUAUUCCCUUUACUUAGAAUACUGCAAAUUUCAUUAUGCAAAUUCUCUUUACGAUUUUCGUUUAAAUGUAACAAUAGGCUAUCAGCUUUUAACGGUUGUUAUAAACUGAUUCGGUUGGGUAACGCUAAAUUCAGUGAUUCGUAAACUUCACUACACCGUAACCAUAAUACGAUGAAUUUGUUCAUUGGACCGUUUUUUUUCAGGUAUGCGAGAUGUACGUGGCGGGAUUCCGUUUCAUCGUACAUUCUAAGCUAUUCCUUAUAAGAAGAGGAUUUACUAGUUCGAAUAGUUUGACAAACAUGGAAAAGGUUCAAUAUAAACGAAAUGAGAGAUUAUACAGAUUAUUCAAGGAAGAAUUGCAAAAACGGUAUCGACAAUCCAACAGGCGUUGCUAAUACAUCACAGUAUACGUCAUUAUUCUGCACUUCAUCAAAAUCCCAUUCCGCUCGCCAAAUAAAGGGGUGAGCCGCACGAAAACGUGCUGUAUAACAAAGGCAAAAGACGAGAGAGUUGCCGAAUGAUCCGAGUCAGUCUAAUGUCAUUGAACAGGGAGCACGACGAACAACUUUGAAGAAAGAAUGAGAUAUUAUAUAUUUGAUACACUAUAAUAUAUUCCAUAGAAGAAACCAUGUCAUCUUAUCCCGUCUCAAAUGCAUGACGUUUACGAAUAAGUCGGCCGUUUGUUGACGUCGUGCACCUGCUGCUAUUGGGGGGGCGUCUUUUCCUGGCCUCCUUUCUAAUAAGAAAUCAACAAUACAAUUAAUAGGAAAAAAAGGAAUAUAAACAAAGAGAACGGAAAUAAAAUACGAUUUAUUCUUUUCUGAUAAUAUCGUUUUCUAUUAUUCCUCAUUAACUACAAAGUAGAAGGAUAGUAACGCUCGUCGUAAAAUCGACACGUCUAUAGUAGUAUAAGUUAAUUCUCAGAUUACGAUAUUCCCUAGCCCAAUCAAUAAAAAAAAUCAGACUUUUUUCGUUUUUUUUUCUCUUUGGCAUAGAGCUCGUCCUCCUUUCUUACUACAAACAUAUCAUCAUAAUAAUAGCGUCACCUACUCGUCUUUUAUAAAUAACCUACCCUUUCCUUGUAUUUUUCAAUUUCAAAUAAUACAUGUUUCCCUUAACAACCAACUAUAAUGCUCGGGUUUUUUUUUACCCUUUUUCUUUUUAUAUAAGAAAAGUAAUUUUCUCUUUUUCUUUCCUUACCCCGUCCGUUUUAUUUCUCUCUCUCUCUCUCUCUCUCUCUCUCUCUCUUUUUCUUUCUUUCUUUCCCUUCUUCCUUUAUUCUCUCAUAUCUCUCUCGUUUAAUUAAUAUUCGUUUGCUACAUUUCCAAUAAGAAGACAGUCAAGAAGAUGGUAAGCUGAUUUGGCACAAAAAAAAGAUUAAAAAAAUUGGAAAAAAGGAAGAGAAAGAGAUGCCUGACCUUAACGGAGCAGUUAAUCGUCAAGAUUAGAAGAAGACAAUUGCUUUUGGUAAAUAUGCAAAAGCAAUUAGCAUUCUAGGGGAACUAGGCUGGUAUAUGAUGUAAUACUCUACUCACUGUCUAUACGGACAUACAAACUGCCGAUUUUGUAAAUAUAUAUGGAGUAUUAAGAAAAAAAUACUGCUUCCUCAGGUUACUUCCGUUUCCGGAAGAGAGAUCGCCCAAGCAUUUGUAUAGCUUCUUCUUCUUUUUAGAGAAUAUAAUAAAAGUAUACAGCUUAGGAAACGGAACGCAAUAAGGGCUAUGAGUCGGUACUCGUACUUUAGGCCUCAUAACAGUUUGUCCCUACAAACAAAUCAAUUUGAAUUACUCUUCAACCUUCAACUUUUCCCUAAUUUUCAAAUUUAAUUAAUAAUUUGUUUAAAAAUAAAGAAAUUAAUAAUUUACUUGAUCAAUUAAUUAAAUAUAUAAAUAAUAAAA
This is a messenger RNA of Dimorphilus gyrociliatus, 3871 nucleotides long. NCBI's taxonomy places the organism in Eukaryota, Metazoa, Annelida, Polychaeta, Dinophilidae. The record is from the annotation of a GenBank genome assembly.